CAACACAUCACCUAGAAUCUGAGUUACAAAACCUCAUUUGAUGAAAUGGGGUUUUGUUGAUUCUUCACCCUAAUCGCAUCACCGGCGGCUCUCCAAUCCAAUGGCCGCUCUAUCUCCGAGCAACGCCUCUCCAAUUCAGAGCUAUUACCAUUAUCGUCGUCAAUCAAUUUUGUUUUCCCGCUCAUCUGCAAGGCCGAUAACUAAUUUUGGAGGGAUCGAAUCCUUAAGGUCUUCGUAUUUUGGGGCUAAAUUUGUCCGCGGAAAGAGAAUCAAUGUGUGUGGGGAAACAGAGGCUUCGGAGAUUGACGACGAUGGGAAUGCUGUCAAAGACGAGCUGUUCGUGCGAUUCUUUCGCGAGGCGUGGCCUUACUUUCUGGCCCACAGAGGAAGUACUUUUGUCGUAGUGAUAUCUUCUGACAUCGUUGCUAGUCCUCAUUUGGAUCAUAUUCUAAUGGAUAUUUCUCUGCUUCAUGGACUCGGAAUCAAAUUUGUUCUUGUUCCAGGAAGUCACAUCCAGAUCGACAGGCUUCUGGCGGAAAGAGGAUCUGAACCAAAGUAUGUUGGUAGCUUCAGGGUUACUGACUCUGACUCGCUUAGUGCUGCACUUGAUGCAGCAGGGAGGAUUCGUAUCAUGAUCGAGGCCAAACUUUCCCCUGGACCUUCCUUAAGUGGUAUCUAUCGCCAUGGAGAUAAUGAUCGUUGGUAUGAUGGGGUCAGUGUUGCCAGUGGCAAUUUUCUGGCUGCUAAGAGAAAAGGAGUAGUUGAUGGAAUCGAUUAUGGAGCUACAGGAGAAGUUAAGAAAAUUGAUGUUUCUCGCAUUCGUGAGAGGCUCAAUCAAGACUCUAUAGUUCUUCUAAGCAACCUUGGUUAUUCAAGUUCCGGUGAAGUGAUAAAUUGCAACACAUAUGAGGUUGCAACAGCCUGUGCUCUGGCUCUUGGAGCUGAGAAACUCAUCUGCAUCAUAGAUGGGCCAAUUCUAGAUGAAUAUGGGAGGCUUAUUCAUUUUUUAACUCUUCAAGAAGCAGAUUUGUUAAUUCGUAGGCGAGCUAAGCAGAGUGAGACUGCUGCAAAUUAUGUAAAAGCUGUUGAUCAAGAUGAUCUAGUCUGUGCAGCCUACAAUGAUGCAAGUGAUACAGUACCUUCUCUGAAUGGGAAGGCAUUUGGUCGAGCCAAAUUUCAAAAUGGCGUUGGCUUUGACAAUGGGGAUGGACUUUGGUCUGGUGAGCAAGGUUUUGCGGUUGGAAACCAAGAAAGACUGAGUGGGUCAAAUGGUUACCUUUCUGAAUUAGCUGCUGCAGCUUUUGUCUGCAGAGGUGGUGUCCAGAGGGUCCAUUUAUUGGAUGGUACAAUUGGUGGAGUGUUAUUGAAAGAAUUGUUUCAGAGAGACGGAGUGGGUACUAUGGUAGCUAGUGAUCUUUAUGAAGGCAUGCGGAUGGCUACUGUCGCAGAUCUCCAUGGAAUUAAACAACUUUUGCUGCCUUUAGAGGAAUCAGGCACUUUGAUAAAGAGGACUGAAGAAGAGCUACUUAGAGCACUGGAUUCAUUCAUAGUUGUAGAAAGAGAAGGUCAAAUAAUUGCUUGUGGAGCUCUCUUCCCCUUCUUUGAAGAGAAACGUGGAGAGGUAGCCGCUAUUGCUGUUUCUCCCGAAUGCCGUGGGCAAGGACUGGGAGACAAAUUACUUGAUUACAUUGAGAAGAAGGCAUCGUCACUUGGACUCAGAAUGCUUUUUCUACUGACAACUCGCACAGCAGAUUGGUUUGUAAGGCGUGGCUUUUGCGAAUGCUCAAUUGAGUGCAUACCAGAGGAGAGGAGGAGAAGGAUCAACGAGCUGCGCAGAUCCAAGUAUUACAUGAAGAAACUUAUACCUGAUAGAAGUGGUAUCCGUCUCAAUGGCGCCUUUGCAUGACAAAAAGCAAUAUCACCAGCAGUAGUUGCAUUCCAUAUCAUAUGUUAUGUACAUCCAGAGAUGCCAAUUGGGUCAACUUCUUGUAUAAUUAUAGUCCAAUAAUAUAAUCGAGCUGGAUGGAUUUUACCUAUUGCAUAUAUUAUUAUGCAUGUAAAGGAUUAAGAUCCCCUACUUUGCCCUAAACACAGAAAAAAUAUAAAUAUACAAGUGGUGUAUUUUCUCCCACAUCCCUUUCCAACUGUUACUAAUUUACCAAUUUAAUUGGCUUUUGUUUCA
Molecule: messenger RNA, 2182 nt
Organism: Salvia hispanica
Lineage: Eukaryota; Viridiplantae; Streptophyta; Magnoliopsida; Lamiales; Lamiaceae
Product: putative amino-acid acetyltransferase NAGS1, chloroplastic
Biological process (GO): L-arginine biosynthetic process
Cellular component (GO): cytoplasm
Molecular function (GO): L-glutamate N-acetyltransferase activity, acting on acetyl-CoA as donor
Source: RefSeq, a predicted model, not a curated record